This is a messenger RNA of Aegilops tauschii subsp. strangulata, 1580 nucleotides long. RefSeq names its product mitochondrial inner membrane protein OXA1. Gene Ontology annotation, molecular function: membrane insertase activity. Gene Ontology annotation, cellular component: mitochondrial inner membrane. Gene Ontology annotation, biological process: protein insertion into mitochondrial inner membrane from matrix. NCBI's taxonomy places the organism in Eukaryota, Viridiplantae, Streptophyta, Magnoliopsida, Poales, Poaceae. The record is from RefSeq and is a predicted model, not a curated record.
AAUAGUUCCCCAAAAAAGGGGAACUUCACCCUUCUCUUUCGGGCGUACCGCGCUGCGAGCAGCAAUGGCGUUGCCCGCGGCCGCGCGCAGAAGCCUCGCAUCCCGUGGCCUCUCCGGCCCCCUCGCCCGCCGCCUCCAUCGGUCACUCCCCCAACUGCUUCCAUCCAACUCCACCGGCGAUCCUCGAAAACCCUCACCCCUUCCACCCCCACCCGCACCACGACCGUUUCACUUCGCGCUCGCCCCUCGCGGGACAUCCCAAACCCUAAGCUUCCCCCCAUUCGGUCUUCACCUCCUCCCCGGGCCAUCACGCCGCAGCUUCUCCUCCUCCCGCGACACCGGUUUCUCUGACACCCUUGCCGAUGCCGCCCAUUCCGCAGCGUCCGCGGCUGCCCCAGCGAGCUUCCCCGGCGAGGUGGCAUGGGCCGCAGAGGACUCAUCAAUGGCCGUCGCGGCGGUGCAGCAUCUCAUCGACGCGGUCCAUUCCUUCACCGGUCUGAACUGGUGGAUUUCUAUUGCUCUCUCCACAGUGCUGCUACGCUGUGGGAUGUUCACAAUUUCGACGCUUGUCAAUAAACGACUAUAUGGUAUGCGUCAGGACCUUGAACAAUACAUCAAGUGGGUAAAGAAUACUAAGGGUGAGAAAUCAAUACAAGAACUUGCAGAUGCAGCAGAUCCUAUGGUCAGAAAGCUUGGUUUUCUGCCAACUCUUCACAUCAUUGUGACACCAUAUACCUUUAUAACUCUUUACAUUGCUAUAUCAAACAUGGUUGAGAAAGUUCCAUCUUUAAAAGGGGGUGGAGCUUUAUGGUUUACUGAUCUGACGACCCCUGAUGCUCUUUGCAUCUUUCCCAUGAUAACAUCACUGUUCAUCAUGCUUCGCUUUGAGGUCAACUAUGGUGUUGCAGCAAAACGUACAGAACGCUCUCGCAAGAUGGAAGAUAAUAUAAGGCAGGUUGUGAGAGCAACAUCUCUUCUGCCUAUGCUGUGGACAGCUACCCUUCCUCAGGCGAUUUCUUGUUCCUUGGUCGCCUGGAGCGGUCUGACUCUUGCAGGAAAGAUAGUUCUUAAGCAUCCAGAUGUGCAGAAAGUACUAUACGGUGGCCCCUUUCUACUAAAACAAGAAUGUUCCUCUUCCGAUGGACAGAAGGGCCCGACUGCUGAAGAUUCCCCGCCUCCUGUCAAAGAAGAGGAAGAACCAGUUUCUCCAGAGACAAAGAAAUCUUCUGAUGCCAGCGUUCACAGAGACGAGUCUGACAAGAAAUCGACCAAAGACGGUUAAAUUUGGUAUAAUCCCGACUUAUAUCGCAGUAUGUCCACUUGCUGUGACGACAAUCUCCUAACGAACUGCCGUCUUGUGCUUUGUAUCUGAGUCUGAUAGCUAUGCUGCCAUCCAGGAUUAGAGUGGCUGGCUGCUACUGCAGAUGAGUAGGUAGCACACUGACGUGAUUUAGCUUAUCGUAUCUUUAGUUUGUUAGCUCGAACAUGAUGGCUGAAAAGAAAUUGGGAGCAGAAGCUUCAUUUUUCUUAAGCACUGAUGGCUUGGUCUUCGAAGAGCAAAUUUAUUGCGUUUUUGUGAA